AUGGGCAGUGUAGCAAGGACGGUGUGGUUGGUGGUCGUGUGUGGUGUGCUAACCGUGGCAAGUGCCCGCGAGGCCAGUGGGCAAGGUGAGUCCACGUACGAAGAAUACGAUGACGAGAGCCCGUACCAGGGCGGCUACCGGGAGGAGGCGUACUCGGACAGCCUGGAGGACUUUGCCGUCCACGAGGAUGUGCUCGAUCCGAUCACUGACGAUGACAUUUCUUACUCAGGAUACGAUUACGAGGAAGCGCUGGAAGACGAUGGUGCAUCGUCGGUGCGUUCCAUAGUGGCCGCACCCGUUACGAUCGCUUUGGCCGUGCCACAAGUGAGCCAACGAAUCGGGAACGAUUCGGAUAGUGAAAUGGAUGGAAAGCUGUCCACCUUGCUGGACGAUGGUGGGUCGAGUACGGCACUCCCCAUUGAACGGGUGGGGACGGGUGUGCUUGAUACAACAACCACCACCCUAGCACCUUUGGAGGAACGUACCUGCCGGGGCCGUGAGAAACUAUCAACCCAACCGACGUUUGUUAGCCGCGAUCUGAGCGUGAUCAGAAAGUGUUGCCCGAAAGGUGAAAGCCUGACAAACGAAUAUUCCCACUACGUGUCCUGUAGGCCGAACGCACCGAGCACCAGACUACCACCGGCGAUAGUGGCCCAGUUCUAUCAGGACUGCAUCGAAGACCUGGAGGAGGACAUUGAGCUGGAUGUGCGGUUCGGCAAUCCUUGCCCGAGCGAGGGCGCAAUGGUGACGUUUGGGGAGCGCACGAAUGAUACGCUGUACAUUAUACAGAAUGGGUCGCUGUUGGUGAUCUACAGCAUCAACGAUUAUGAUGUGUACGAUACGUACUGUUUGGAUUAUGAUCGUGAGGAUGGCACGUUGCUCGGGUACGUGUGUCCGUCGGAGGUGCGCAUAAUGGUGGAUCUGGUCAAGGGUCAGCUGUUUUUGCUCACCAUCUGUCUGAUCGUGGCCAUCCCCGGGUUGCUCGUCACGGCGCUACUGUACAUCAUCAUACCCCAGCUGCACGAUCUGCACGGGCGUGCGCUAGCGCUGAACUGUGUCAACUUUGCGAUUGCACUGCUGCUGGAAUGCUUCUUCCAGUACCGUAACCGGGGCAAACGGAUGCUGAUGGAUGAUAUGGUGUUGGAAAAUUACGCCGAGUACUUCAUACUGGCCACAUUCUUCUGGCUGUUGGUGAACUGUGCGAACAAUUGUUUCCAUGCCUGGUAUUAUGUGCCAAAGGGCAAGAAAUUUAACAUUCGGGAAGAAAAUCAACGUUUCGCAGUGUACGCAGUUUUUGCCCAGCUCAUCCCGCUGCUGAUUGUAUUGGGCUACUCGACGACACCCUCAGGAAUGCCCGCGAUUAAGCAUUAUCUCUUCAUCCCGAUCGGUGUGACGUUGGGUUUGGGUUUCAUAUGUUUGCUGGUAACUUUAGUUGGGUUACAGCGGUUGAAGGAGAGUUAUUACCACUGUCACGAGGUACGGUACCGCCUAUGGGUGGAAGGGCGUACAGAUGAGGUGUGCAAAUUUGUACCAGUUUCUGGGCGCAAAGUGAACAAAGUUAUCUACAUGUCCAAGUACACGGUACCGCUGUUUUUUGUAAUGGGCAUCAUCUGGACCGUAAUGGCGGUGACGUACUACUCCACGUACGAGCUGCCCAUCUUCUACGACAUUUUGUUUGGCUUCCAGGGUAUCCUGAUUUUCAUCAUCUUCGUCUGCAUGCCGCGUCCGUGGGAUACGAUCAAGAGGUGGUUUGUCAGCGAAAACUACUGCGUGUGGAUGUGCGCUAGCGAUCAGGUCGAUCAGCAAACGGUUGAGCAACAGGCACCAAUGAGGCGACAGUUCGUACCGGUACAGGAGGCCAUUGCAUGCCGUGGCGUAAACGGUGCUGCCUACAUCCCUGCACCGAAGCAGCUUAAUCGUAACAAAAAUCCUUUCACCUAUCUGCAGGAACUUUAG
This is a messenger RNA of Anopheles maculipalpis, 1956 nucleotides long. RefSeq names its product probable G-protein coupled receptor Mth-like 14. The transcript has 5 exons. The record is from RefSeq and is a predicted model, not a curated record. The coding region runs from base 1 to 1956 and encodes 651 amino acids. Gene Ontology annotation, molecular function: G protein-coupled receptor activity. NCBI's taxonomy places the organism in Eukaryota, Metazoa, Arthropoda, Insecta, Diptera, Culicidae.